AUGGAUGGUAGCAGCUUGCCUAAGCGCGAUGCUAACUUUGUUCCUCUGAGCCCAAUAACCUUCCUGCCGAGGGCCGCCUCUGCCUACGCCGAUCGCACCUCAAUCGUAUAUGGCAGCAUCAGCUUCACCUGGCGGCAGACGUACCAACGCUGCUGCCGCCUCGCCGCCGCGAUCCAGCAACUCGCCGUCUCCAGGAAUGACGUCGUGUCCGUUCUUGCACCCAACACGCCGGCGCUGUACGAGAUGCACUUCGCCGUGCCCAUGGCCGGCGCGGUGCUCAACGCCAUCAACACGCGUCUCGACGCGCCCAACGUCGCAGCCAUCAUCAAGCAUGCCGAGCCCAAGGUGUUGUUCGUGGACUACCAGUACAUCACCGUGGCCACGAAGGCGCUACAACAAAGCGUCUCCAUGGACAUGGGAGAUCACCGGAGGACGAUGCCCCUGCUUGUCGUCAUCGACGACAUCGAGAAGCCGACGGGUGUCACCGUCCCCGCCCCAUCAGGCGAGGGCGAUGGGCACCACCAGCUACCCGUCCUCGAGUACAAGCAACUGGUGGCGCGUGGCGACACGGCACGACACCCGCCCCGCCCUGUCGAGGACGAGUGGGACGCCGUCGCGCUCAACUACACCUCAGGGACCACCUCAGCGCCCAAGGGCGUCGUGUACAGCCACCGCGGUGCGUACUUGAGCACCCUGGCUCUCCUGCUCCAAUGGGGCGUCGGACACGAGCCCGUCUACCUGUGGUCGCUUCCAAUGUUCCACUGCAACGGGUGGAUGCUCACAUGGGGCAUGGCGGCGUGCGGCGGUGCCAACGUCUGCAUCCGCGCGCCCACCGCCGAGGCUAUGUACGCCGCCUUCGCCGCCCACGGCGUCACCCACAUGUGCGCUGCCCCGGUGCUCUUCAACAUCCUCUUAGAGGCCUGCCACGAGCCGCUGCCCCGCACCGUGGAAGUGCUCACCGGAGGCGCGCCGCCACCCGCGGCGCUGCUCCAGCGCGUCGAGCAGCUCGGCUUCCACGUGACGCACGCCUACGGCAUGACAGAGGCCACCGGCGUGGCCAUGGUCUGCGAGUGGCGUCACCAGUGGGAUGCCCUGCCGCCCUCUGAGCGGGCGCGCCUCAAGGCCCGGCAGGGCGUCAGCGCGCUCUCGCUCGCUGACGCCGACGUCAUCAAGGACCUCAAGACCAUGGAGAGCGUGCCCAGGGACGGCGCAACCCUCGGCGAGAUCGUGCUCUGUGGCAGCAAUGUCAUGAAGGGAUACUUGAAGGAUCCCGGCGCCACGGAGGCCGCGUUCCGGGGUAUGUGGUUCCUGACGGGCGACGUGGGUGUCAUCCACCCGGACGGCUACGUGGAGAUCAAGGACCGGUCUAAGGACGUGAUCAUCUCCGGCGGCGAGAACAUCAGCAGCGUGGAGGUGGAGGCGACGCUGUACCAGCACCCGGCGGUACAGGAGGCAGCGGUGGUGGCCAUGCCGCACCCGUACUGGGGUGAGACGCCGUGCGCUUUCGUGGCGUUGAAGAGGGAGUUCAAGGUGACGAAGGAGGAGGAGAUUCUGUCAUUCUGCCGGAACAAGCUGCCCCAUUUCAUGGCGCCGAAGAUGGUGAUCUUUGUUGACAGUCUGCCCAAAAACUCCACAGGCAAGGUGCAGAAGGUUGAGUUGCGCCAGAGGGCACAGAGGCUGACCAAAACACCAACGACUGCUGCGGUGUCUAGCAGGUUAUGA
Messenger RNA from Miscanthus lutarioriparius, 1722 nucleotides. The record is from the annotation of a GenBank genome assembly. Lineage: Eukaryota; Viridiplantae; Streptophyta; Magnoliopsida; Poales; Poaceae.